AUGGAUCUGAUAUCCUCAGCUUCAGUAAACUUAUUCCCAAGCCUAAGAAACAAUGAGGAGGAUUCUAAAAGUUCUGCGUCUCUACGACGACUUCGAAAUGCAUUCGGGAAAAUGGAAGAGGUUGAUUUGUCAAUCCCUGAUGGGCAUGUUGAUCUAUCAACAUCCCUGACCGAAGAUGCAAUAUCACUUGAUUCAAGUUUGAUCACUGAAAUGGCACAUAAUGCCGUAUUCGAGGACGGAAGGUUUAAAUACUUACGGACAUAUGAGCGACUAGCAGCAGAGAGAGGUACGAAGGAGAUGGAAAUGGGCAAUAGUAUUCCUUUACAAACCAUUGAACUAAAUGAUUUCGAAAAGUUUGUCAAAGAAAGCGCUUUAAAUGACAAAAUUCAAGGUCGAGUUCUUGCCAAACUUCCCAGAGUGCAGCAGAAGGAGACUAUACUAAAUGUUGUCAAAGAGCAAGAUCUCGCAAAUGAUUUUUAUGCAAGUGGGAAUGAAGCAUCAGACAUUAAGAGCCGACGACCAAAGCCACACAAGUCUGAGAAGGAGUUUGCAUCCGAUGUAGAGGAUUUAUAUUAUGCAAGCAGCAAGGACAGGCUACAUCGAAAGUUGAGUGUACGACAUUUACAAAUGAUAUCACUUGGUGGGACCAUUGGAGUCGGGUUGUUUCUAAACUCUGGAAAAGCGAUCAAUAUUGCUGGUGGUUUUGGUGCACUACUAGCUUUUGCGAUAGUUGGGGUGGUUGUUUUGUGCACGAUGAUGUCUUUUUGCGAAAUGGUCACCUUCGUCUCUGUUAUCGAUGGUGUCUCUGGGUUGAGCUCCAGAUUCGUUGAUGAUGCGUUUGGGUUUGCUACAGGGUGGCUAUAUUUCCUUAGCUUUGCCUUUGGUGUAGCAGGUGAAGUGGUUGCCGGAGUCAUUAUGCUAUCGUAUUUCCCCCAGCUCAAAACCACCUCGAACAAAGGAGCCACGACAGGGUUUGUUUUUCUUUUUCUAGGCUCCAUUAUCACGAGCAACAUCAUUGAUGUACGGGUCUUUGGCGAGAUUGAAUAUGUAUCAAGCUUGAUCAAACUACUUUGGGUGGUGGUAAUGAUGAUCGUAAUGAUUGUUUUGAACAGAGGAGGAUUUGGAGGUCCUGCUUUAGGUUUCAAGUAUUGGGAGCACCUGAAGUCAGAUUUUGAAAACAAUAUAAUUUUUGGACUUUUCCGACCCAGCUUCAAUUUGAACGACAAUGGAACCAACCCUCCCAGUGAUGGGAUUGGAGGCGACGCUGGAAGAUUUUUGUCAUUGCUUACAGCUGUUCUUGUAGUUUGCUACGCGUAUAGUGGUACUGAGAUUGUAUGCAUAGCGGCAUGUGAAGCAAGAAAUCCAAGGAAGGCAUUGCCGUCAGCAAUGAGGCGGGUUUUUUGGAGAAUCGUUAUAUUCUACUGCUUAUCUGCCUUUUUGGUUACGUUGAAUAUUUAUGCUGGUGAUCCCAGAUUACUCAGAUACCUUCUGGGUAAAACGGGGAUUGAUGCGUCGGAGUUCCCAACUAACAUCGCCAUCCAAACCGUUGGUGGUGUUCAUUGCUCGAAUGACUCGUCGGUUUUUGCUGGAUUCGGAAGUGGUGCUCAGAGCCCUUGGAUAGUCGCUCUUCAAAGUGCGGGUCAGUGCGAUUUCAGUACUGUAACAAAUGUGUUUUUGGUGUUCUUUGCCGUUAGUUGUGGCAAUGCACAAUUAUAUGUCAGUUCGAGAACGGUUUACGCUUUGGCUUUGCAAGGGAAAGCGCCUAGAUUUCUUACGUACUGCAACAGGAAUGGGAUCCCUUACAAUGCCGUUAUGCUUGCAGGUGCGUUUGGUCUAUUAUCUUUCACCUGCGUAUCUGAAUCAGCCACUGUUGUAUUUCAAAAUCUAAACAGCGUCAUCGCUUCCUCCGGAAUUUUUGUUUGGUUUGCCAUGUGUUUGACGUUUAUCAGGUUUUAUUUUGGGUUGCAAAGGAGGCCAGAUAUAAUGAGCAGAGAUGACCCAUCGUACCCUUACAAGUCACCUUUUCAACCAUACACCGCUAUUAUUGGUACGUGUGCCACUCUAUUUAUGGUCCUAGCGAUGGGCUUUGUUGUGUUUUUGAAACACGAGUGGAACACUUUAUUCUUUUUUUCAAGUUACGGACCAUUGAUGGUAUUUGCCGUGCUCUAUGCUGGUUAUAGGGUGAUAAAAGGCUCAACAAUUACAAGCUUAGAUAGACUUGAUUUUGACUCCGGCAGAACUGAGAUGGAUCGUUACAUCUGGGAUGGAGGUACAGACUACAACCACAAGAGCUUCAAGGAAGUUAUGCGUAAAUGGCUAUCAUUCUUGGCAUAG
Messenger RNA from Lodderomyces theae, 2334 nucleotides. It is a transcript of the gene SSY1, whose product is annotated as Ssy1p. The coding region runs from base 1 to 2334 and encodes 777 amino acids. The record is from RefSeq and is a predicted model, not a curated record. Gene Ontology annotation, molecular function: amino acid transmembrane transporter activity. Gene Ontology annotation, cellular component: membrane. Gene Ontology annotation, biological process: amino acid transmembrane transport. Lineage: Eukaryota; Fungi; Ascomycota; Pichiomycetes; Serinales; Debaryomycetaceae. The transcript has a single exon.